GUACUGGUUCCAGUCAAAGUGCUUCGACCAAUAAAACUGGUUACCCAACUCCAGAAGGGAUUACAAUUGAGCCAUGUGGAAAAUAUGUGCCACGUCAAUAUGGUGAAUUCCGAAAAUUGAAAGAUUCAAGUUCAUCACUAGCUCACCCUAUCUUUAACGAACCCACUAUUACUACUAAAUCUUCUUCACAUUCUUGCGCAUUAUCGAGGGCUUCUUUAAUUAGCAAGAUUCUUGCUAAUGUAAUAAAUGUCGUUAAAGCGAAAUACAAUCCGUGA
Molecule: messenger RNA, 275 nt
Organism: Funneliformis caledonium
Lineage: Eukaryota; Fungi; Glomeromycota; Glomeromycetes; Glomerales; Glomeraceae
Source: the annotation of a GenBank genome assembly